Molecule: messenger RNA, 1658 nt
Organism: Anopheles funestus (African malaria mosquito)
Lineage: Eukaryota; Metazoa; Arthropoda; Insecta; Diptera; Culicidae
Product: plasminogen receptor (KT)
Exons: 3
Coding region: 365-823 (152 amino acids)
Biological process (GO): positive regulation of plasminogen activation
Cellular component (GO): plasma membrane
Source: RefSeq, a predicted model, not a curated record
UAAUAGCAUGAAUUCGAAGCGUAUUGAAUAUAGUAACGAAACAGUCAUUUUUCAAACAACGGAACAAACGUUAACGUGGUGUUCGAAUCGCACACAAAACCUGUACGUCGCAUGCGCCAAAAACGAGGCCAAUGUUUUCACCGGUUGACAGAUUCGGUCAGUUUCUUCGAUUCUUCCUACCAGCUAACGAAACGACCAUCGAGAACGUUUCUGAGUGUUUACCUAACAAAUCGAAACAAAACUAUCCACGUGCUCCUUAUUUUCAUCCGACACUGUUUAGCGUACUUCCGGCAUCUUUAUCCGAAUAUUUCCCUCUAAAACUAAACCCAGCUCACAUUUUGCCUUGGAUAAAAGAAAACAAGCAAUGGGAAGCUUUUUUUCACACCCCACCGGGAUGGAAGUGGUUAAGAAGAAUCAGGAAUACAUUUCCGAGAUGAACAAAAUUAAGAUGGAACGCUGGAUUCAGAUGCAUUAUCAGAUGAAGGAGCGCGAAACAGCGAUGCAAAUCUCACGGGCACGUGAACUGUUCUAUUGGCUCGCAUCGUUCUACGGCGUUUCGACCGUCGGGCUGAUCGGGCGAUUCCGCACUACGAAACGCCCCGGAACGCUUGCACCGAUCAUACCGCUAUCGUUUGUCGUCGCCUACUAUGCUGAUCUUGCGUACGGGACAAAGAUACAUCGAAUACAAGCGGAAGCAGAAAUGAUUAUGCACAACGAGCCAGAGCUGCUGGAGUGGCCCAGUGGACUACCAACGGUGUCUGAGAUCGAUUCGGCACGUCUCGAUAUUGAUGAUAAAAUUCGACUCCAUCCCCAUCAGCUAUAAAGGGGAGUUGUUUAUUGGGUGGCAAGUGCGGUAGAUAAUGCUACAGAAACAGUAUUACGAGGUGGAGAAGUACAGUAGAGAUGAGAAACACGCCAGUUAACACACCAUACACUGCACGCAAUGUUUGGAGUGAGAUUGCACCAAAAAGUACCGUGUUAACAGCAUCGGUAGAUACGUAAGAACAAGUUUCCUUUCUUUGCACUAUGACUUUCUUCGACUAAAAAUACUUAUUACAAAUGAAACGUAUAUAUCAAUAUUCCACAGAAGAAACACAAACUAUUUCCAGAGGUUUCAUGUUUUAAAAAAGGAACAGAAGCUUAAUCUUAAACGAUCCUGUUUUAAACUGUGCACAGGCACCACAUUUUUCCUUUCUAGAUGUGUUUCUAUCAGCAAACUUCUUAACUUAAAUACCAACAGCAAAGUUAGCCACGUCCGUUGCUAGCUAGCAACGCGAUACAUAGCCGUCAGUUGGAAAUGGUCUAGUAACCAUACUCUCCAAACGAUCGUCAAUGGAAAACGAAAACAAUAACGAAUAAGUGCAUUUAAUCCUUCUCACACUUAGCUGUACUCUCCACAAUGGAGAAGCCAGAUAUAGUCGUCGUGGUUUGGGUGAGUUUAAGGAACCGCCUACACCGGUUUCAAGCUAUUGCAUGCAAUAAUAAAUUUACAUCCAUGUAACGACUGCUGUUUGUUCCAAACUAACGAAUGGGCGGCCUUGUUCGGGGUGUGCAAGAUUUUAAAUAACAUUUUAUCGUCAGUCCUGUUACAAGCGUAAAUGUGAAAUUGCUACAUUCGUUUUUAGUAUAUACUAAUAAAGUAUUGAAAAUAAAAUCCU